This is a messenger RNA of Aspergillus homomorphus CBS 101889, 1057 nucleotides long. Its product is annotated as ketopantoate reductase family protein. NCBI's taxonomy places the organism in Eukaryota, Fungi, Ascomycota, Eurotiomycetes, Eurotiales, Aspergillaceae. Gene Ontology annotation, molecular function: 2-dehydropantoate 2-reductase activity. The transcript has 3 exons. Bases 1 to 1008 code for a protein of 335 amino acids. Gene Ontology annotation, biological process: pantothenate biosynthetic process. Gene Ontology annotation, cellular component: cytoplasm. The record is from RefSeq and is a predicted model, not a curated record.
AUGGCAAAGACUCGUGUACUCCUGCUAGGCAGUGGCGGCAUUGGCACCAUCGCUGCCCUUAACCUGGAAUGCGGUAAUCAAGCCGAAGUCACCGCCGUUCUUCGCUCCAACUUUCCGACCGUGAUCGAUCGGGGAUUCGAGAUCAUCUCCUGUGAUCAUGGCCACCUCCACAAUUGGCGCCCAACACACGUCGUCAAUGCGGUUCCUGAGGUGACCCAUUCCAGUGACGUAGCGCCAUUCGACUACAUCGUGUGCACCACCAAGAACGUCCCCGAUAUCGGCCCCUCCGUAUGCGACAUCAUCGCUCCUGCGGUGAGUCCUGGUCGAACAGUGAUUGUUCUCAUACAGAAUGGCCUGAAUAUUGAGAAACCCUUUGCGACGCGUUUUCCACACAACAUACUCCUCUCAGGCAUCAGCCGCAACGAUGCCCACGAAAUUGCUCCCGGCGUCAUCGAACAAAUCGAUCAUGACAAGUUACAAAUUGGAGCCUUCGGAGACCCGUCCCAGGAUCCCGCCACGCAAAUCGAGGCGGCAGUUCAAUUCGUCCAGAUGUACAGUGCCGGGGGCAAAACCAAGUGUUAUCACGAACCGAACGUGCAGCGAGAGCGAUGGAGCAAGCUGGUCUACAACGCGGCGUUCAACCCCAUCUCGGCGCUGACCGGACUUAGCACAGGAGAUCUUCAGAAUGCCGGCAACGCUCUUGAUGGGCUGCUGAUCCCGGCCAUGAAUGAGGUUCUCACGGUCGCUCACGCAGCCGGCGUCGACCUACCCCACGACACGAUCGCGACCACACUUGAGAGGAAUCCCCCACAGAGGAAGAUCUAUCCCAGUAUGCAAAAAGAUGUGACUAAAGGCAACUUUCUGGAGCACGAAGUCAUAAUUGGCGAGGUGGUGCGCGAGGCUCAAAGGCGAGGUAUCGCAACUCCUAUCUUGUCCACUCUUUACCACCUUUGCGCUUGCGUCCAGUGGAGGACCCAGCAGACGAAGUCGGCAACUAUACGGAACUAGGAAUGACGCAGUCGGAAGGAUUCCGUGGAUCAUCCCAAUAAUCUCCUGC